AUGUUUGGUCACCUGAUUACUAUAGCUUAGCUAUCUAUCACUCUUGGUUAAGGUUAUGUUCUGAAGUUUGAUACAGCCUUUGGAAGUGUAAGAUAAGUGAUCUGUAAAAAAUGGAUUUAAAAGCUGAGCUACUGAAAUCUAUCUGGUAUGCAUUCACUGCUCUCGAUGUAGAAAAAAGUGGGAAGGUGUCCAAGUCGCAGCUAAAGGUUUUGUCCCACAAUUUGUACACAGCACUGAAUAUUCCCCAUGACCCAGUAGCACUGGAAGAACAUUUUCGGGAUAAUGAUGAUGGUCCAGUCUCUAGCCAGGGGUACAUGCCAUAUCUGAACAAGUAUAUCUUGGAUAAGGUGAAAGAGGGUUCAUUUCAGAAGGAACAAUUUGAUGAACUUUGCUGGAUGCUGUCUGCCAAGAAGAACUACAGGCCAGAAGGGAUUACAGGUCUAGUGUCGAGGAGACAAGCUUUUCAGAUCUGGUGUCUAUUCAUUCUGCUCUCUGAGGACAAGUACCCCCUUGUCAUGGUACCAGAAGAGGUUGCUUACUUACUAAAGAAGUUUACAACUGCAAUGGGACUAGAGUGGCAACAAGAAAUCCUAGAUGAAAUGUAUUCCCAGAAUUCUUCUUACACCAGUGGCAUUUCUGUCUGGAACUUACUAGAAAUUAUAGAAUCAGGUCGAUUCUCAGCAGUGACCACCAAGGAGAGUUUUAACCUGGCAAUCGUAGAUGUUUUCCAGGAAAUGUACCAUGAUGUCUUAAAGAAGGGUUAUCUGUGGAAGAAAGGUCAAGUACGCCGGAACUGGAAUGAAAGAUGGUUUGUGCUGAAGCCCACAAACAUCUUCUACUAUGUGGAUGAGGACAUGAAAGAACAGAAGGGGGAAAUUCAUCUGGACAGCAACACCGUUGUGGAGGCUAUGCCAGACAAGGAGGGUAGAAGAUGUCUCUUCUGUAUCAAGACUUUAAACCGGACAUUUGAACUCAGUGCUUCUGACGUGAGGCUUCGACAGGAGUGGAUGCAGGGCAUUCAAACCGCUGUGCGACUGCUGGUAGAAGGGAAGACUUCACUACACAAAGAUCUCAAAAUGAAGCGCAGGGAACAGCGACAACAGAAUGAAAAGAAGAAACUGGAGAAAGAAGGUGAACUAAGCCAGUUGAAACAGUUACAGGAGGAGAAGGAAUGGCAACUCCAGCAAACUGAAGAAAUUAAAAAGAGUCAGAUGGAACUAGAAGAGCGUCGGAAAGAACUGGAGCAGCAGGGACUGAAACAGCAGGAAGAUCUGCAAAAAGCUUUGGAGAAACAGCUGAGAGAGACAGAGGAGGCUCGUGCAAGCAUGGCAGCAGAAAUAGAGGAAAAGAAGAAAGAGGCUGAGAUGCAGCAGCAGAAAAUUCAAGAGCUGGAAAUAAUGAAACAUAAAAUGGAAAUGGCUCUGAACUAUGAAAUUGAGGCUAGGAUGGAAGAGGAGAAGGCACGUGUUGCUCAAGCUAGACUACUUACAGAAGAAGAGAUAAUGCUGAAACAGCUGAUGUCCUUAAAGGAAGAACAGGAGGAAAUGAUCCAAAAGACUCAGCAGGAGAAGGAAAAGCUGCAGCAUGAAAUGGCAGAAAAAGCCAAGGAGCUGGAGAAGGCUUAUUCUGAACUACAAGACCUUAGGCAAACACGGAAGCAGAGUAACCAGAAUUUAGUGCAAGCUGAAAAGAAUCUUCGCAGGGCAAGUCGUACUGUGAAACACUGGAAUGUGCAGCUAAAUCGGCUAAUGCAGCCCAUUUCUCCAGGAGGAAGACAGAACAAAUUAAUCAUUUCCCACAGAGGAGACAUAGCAUUAAUUUGUAAUGAUUCUGCAAACAAUGAACAGCAACAAGUUUCCAAGUCCAGUCAGUCAGAAUCACCUUCAGAGGACUCCUCAGGUGAUCCUGAGGAAGGCAUCAAAGACCAACUUGAGGAUAUGGCAAUCUCCAAAGACAGAAUUUCACCAACACAGCCCAAUGGGGUAGGAUCCUAAGCAAGUCAAAGGCCAUAAAGCAAGUCACUAGCAAAACACUAAAGUGGUUAACAUGGGUCACGGUAACAAAGCAAUGUGUAAUACAGACAUGGCAAAGAUGUCCCGGUAUGCUAACUCCUCAUUGGCUUAUUCAGUUCAGAGUAAAGGUUUAAAAGGUGAAACUGCCACUGCAUCCACCAGACUAAAACUAUUGAUUAUGAUUUUUAAAAAGUCAGCAUUUUCAUUUGUUCACACGGAGUAUUGAGAAACAAGGACAGAGAAAGUCGUAGUCGAUUCACUCAAUGUAAGAUUGAAAUAAGAUCAUGUAAAGGAUCCCAAAGGCUUUGUUAAAGAUUCUUCUAGAAGUCUAUUAUUUAUUAUGCUUUGCACAUUGUUUAAUGAAGUGCCUCAGCUCUGUGGGUUUGAUUUUUAUGCAGGGGACAUACAUUGUGUAUCUGUCAGAUAAGCAAAACUGCUAGAGAAUAUUGUUUUAUUCUUACCUGAGUUAUUAGUUCUUGGAUUAUCCUAAAUAGUUUUUUUAAUUAAAAUCAGUCUGAACUGUCAAUACCAUGAGGAUUAUUUUUGUAUUUGCAAUGACAGGUAUUAAAUAAAAUUAAAACUAUUAAGCAUUAAAUGCUGUUGCUAACCAGUGCACUGGAGAAUACAUUAGUAUGCAUAAUUAACAAUCUUAAGCAGGUUAAUGAAGUGUUUUUUUCACUGUUAACAUAAAAAUGUCUAACAAGAAUGGCAAUGUAACUGUUAACUCAGAGCUUUUUGUCCCCUGCUGUUUUUGACUAAACACCACAGUAAGGUAUUAUGCCUCGCUUUUGGUUUUAAACUUAAUGUCCACCAUUUGUUUCAUUUUUGUUGUUCCUUCAAACAUAUGAAUGUUUUUAUCAUCAAUAAAAUAAUGUACAG
Protopterus annectens (West African lungfish) is the source of this 2891-nucleotide messenger RNA. Its product is annotated as differentially expressed in FDCP 6 homolog. The transcript has 12 exons. The record is from RefSeq and is a predicted model, not a curated record. NCBI's taxonomy places the organism in Eukaryota, Metazoa, Chordata, Ceratodontiformes, Protopteridae. The coding region runs from base 111 to 1994 and encodes 627 amino acids. Gene Ontology annotation, cellular component: cytoplasm; nucleus.